Messenger RNA from Drosophila kikkawai, 1461 nucleotides. Lineage: Eukaryota; Metazoa; Arthropoda; Insecta; Diptera; Drosophilidae. The record is from RefSeq and is a predicted model, not a curated record.
AUGGACGGACAAGGCCAUCCGCCGACUCCCGCCCCGGCGCCACAGGACAACUCAUGGAUGUGCUGUGUGGUCGACGAGCUCCGUCAAGCACUCCAAGGCGCCGGGCCAAGCCCGCCGCGUCCCAGCGACAGCCUCUUCGCCCAUAGCGCCGGCCUCUUCCGACCACGGGCUCUACCCGUCGACGCCACCAUCAACGCCGACAACGGGGAGGAGACGACCGCCGGCAACCACGCCGGGCUCCGUCGGCCCUCGACCGAGGGGAUGCCACCCCUGGUACCCCUGUUCGCCGGCCUCGUCCGGGCCACGUCGGGCCCCUCCGGAAGUCCCCACCGCACGCGGAGCCGCCGGCAACAGGCGUCUCUCGGACCUCUGGGCGCGGCAUACGAUUUGGUCUCCGACGACGAGGGCCGUGAUAACCACACGCGUAGUCACUACGACCCAACCGGCGAUAACGGCGACGACAGCGACGCGACCGUCCUGUACGACCCCACCGCGGAGGACAGCCGUGACAUACGGAGGAGGCGCACCACACCGCCGCACCCGAGCGACAACCGGGCCCCGCCGUACAUGGGCGAGGUAGAAGCCGCCUUAAUCGAAUGCUUCGGGGAAAUCCCGGUGGACGUGUUCGACUGGGGAAGCGGCACCAACACGGCGUCAACCAUCUCGGCCGACGACGACGAGGCCAGCCGGGAUGGCCGCCAGUCAGACGCCUCGCGACCACCUUCCACCGGACCCGCCGAUGACGCAUCGGCAUCGACAGUCUCGGCCGACGAGGACGAGACUAGCCAAGACAGUGGCUGGUCCAACGCCCCGCGAUCGCCGCCCCCACGCUGGACUCCACCCAGCACCACACCGCUACAAAGCUGGGCCCCAGCCACUGCCAGUCGCAGCCGACCCCCUCCGCCCUCCUACGAGGAAAUAUUUGGCUUGAGACCAUACCCCGGUCCUCACGCUACCGCCCGAUGCGCCGCGGUGGCCGCCAGUCGUGAUCCUCGACCCCGCCUGCCCACCAUUGCGGAGCUGGCCGCAGAAGAGGCGCGCCGAAGGGCGGAGGACCUCAGCGAGGAGCUCGGCAUCCCGCAGAUGGCCCAGUUGCCAGUCGGCAACCCACCGGUUGCCCAACCGCCGUCGAAUGGCCCACCACCAUCACCGACCCCACGCCGCCGAGCCCGGCGCCGGAGCGCACCAUGGGCAGACAGCCCGCCCAGCUCGUCCGACGAGUCAUCAUUGGACGCCGACGAGGGAGCCCUCGGCCCUCCCCGCUGGGUACCGGCCCCAGUGGAGUGGACCACGCCCAACGGCACAUUGCCAGCCGCCUUGCUCCGCCGGAUUCACGGGCGCCUGGCGACGCCAAGACGACGGACAAUCCGGAUUCUGGAGGAGGAGGCGAAUCAACGCUUCCGCGUCCAGAUUAACCGCAGCGGGAAAGUGAUCAUCACUCUCCACCCCUCCCGAAGAUAG